AAGCACAGCUCAACAACAGCCCGGAUGUAGCACACUGUCUUCGUAUCAAUAAGGGAUGCACACAGGAGAGCAAUAACAUGGCGCUGACAGUACUAUAACGGAACCGAGAGAAAAAAAGAAAUAAAAGAAAUGUAACGCUUAUAAUCAAAGACAGCAGAGCUGGAGUUUUCCCAUCUUUGAAAACAUUUCUACAGAGUUAUCUGAACAAACAGGGAAUGCAAUUGUGAUUACAUAAAUGACACCAUGCAUCAUUUCUCAGGUUUGCCAGGAUUUUCCAACAUGUUUGGAAAGAAAAAGAAAAAGCUGGAGAUCUCUGCCCCCUCAAACUUCGAACAUCGUGUUCACACAGGCUUUGACCAUCGUGAGCAGAAAUUCACAGGCCUUCCCCAACAAUGGCAAAGUUUACUGGCAGACACGGCAAACAGACCCAAACCCAUGGUGGACCCAUCAUAUAUCACACCCAUUCAACUAGCGCCUAUGAAGAUAUCUCCCAAGAAAGUCCGGUCAGCUGAAACGUCAUUACGAAAAACCAUAGUAAGAGGAAACCGACCUCAGAAAGAUGCCUCCAUCAAUGGCUUGCUGGAAGAGUUUGACAGCAUUUCUGUAACCCGUUCAAACUCUUUACGAAAGGAAAGCCCUCCUGCACCGUACCAGUCAAACUCCAAUCACAUUCAAGAGCACCCUGAAGAAAAUGGCUUCAGUCAUUACUACUCCAGAUACUCCUGCGACCUGGACACAGCUAAAGACUUUCCUUUGGAGCCCUACAGAGAAAAGGGUAGUUUUGAAGAAGACUGGGGAAAACACUACAGAUCAACUAAACAAAAUGGACAUUCUACAAAAACUAGAGGAGCAGAUCCUUUUUAUCCGGAUGCCAUGCCUCAAAAGUCAGACUUUUCUAAAAUGCCUCCAGAUUACCACACUUACAUGGAGACAAAGAUUAAAACAGCGGAUCUUAUUGGGGUGAACCGGGACAAUUAUAGGGGUUCUGCAAGCAGUUAUCCUCAUGAUUACAGGGAGCAACCUCAAGGCACACCCUCAAGGACUUCCAUUCAUAGUGAAAGAAUUGAUUACUCAGAUAGUGACUGGGGAUACGGGCCCCCAAGAGAAGAUUAUGAGAAGAGACCAAAGUCAUCCUAUGUAACCCAUACCAGCCCUCAACUAGCCAUUAGACAGCGGUCCAGGUCAGGAUCUGGCCUGCAGGAACCUAACUUGCCAUGUGGAGCUAGCGCUUUUAAAUCAACACAGCAGGGUCAUUCAUACAGUUCCUACACCUAUCCUCGUCUCUCUGAAACCGUGACUGCCUCAGGUAUUACAAAGGUGGAUUAUGAAAGAGCACAGAGAGAUGUAAGCCCACAGGUGCCUGGUGCAGAAACAUAUCCCAGGGGCCCAACAAAACUACCUCAAAGUCAAACCAAGCCAAGCUACCCAGGUGGUUACCAGUACCCCCCGACAUACCACAAACCAUCUCCAUACCAUCACCCCCCUGCACAGCCCAGUUCUCAGUAUGGGGCUCAAGCUUCUUACUCCCAGCCCUCGUCUCCCUACAUUCCUCCUGGUGCUUACCCUCCGCUGAGCUGGGGUUCCUCCUCGGACCAGCAGCCCUCGAGGGUGUCCCACGAACAGUUCAGGGCGGCACUUCAGCUGGUGGUGAACCCUGGUGACCCCCGGGAAUACCUGGAGAACUUCAUCAAGAUCGGAGAAGGCUCCACUGGCAUUGUGUGCAUCACUACAGAAAAGCACACCGGCAAGCAGGUUGCAGUAAAGAAAAUGGACCUCAGGAAACAACAGAGAAGGGAACUGCUUUUCAACGAGGUAGUUAUAAUGAGAGACUACCAUCAUGAAAAUGUAGUUGACAUGUACAACAGCUACCUUGUGGGGGAUGAGCUAUGGGUCGUCAUGGAGUUUUUGGAAGGUGGUGCUUUGACUGAUAUUGUAACCCAUACAAGGAUGAAUGAAGAACAAAUAGCAACAGUUUGUUUGUCAGUGUUGAAGGCUUUGUCAUAUCUCCAUACUCAAGGUGUUAUUCACCGGGAUAUAAAAAGUGACUCGAUACUUCUCACAAGUGACGGAAGGAUAAAACUCUCAGACUUCGGCUUCUGUGCUCAAGUUUCCAAGGAGGUUCCUAAGAGGAAGUCACUGGUUGGCACUCCUUACUGGAUGGCACCAGAGGUAAUUUCUAGAUUACCAUAUGGAACUGAGGUAGAUAUAUGGUCCCUUGGCAUCAUGGUAAUAGAAAUGGUGGACGGAGAGCCUCCUUAUUUUAAUGAACCCCCACUUCAGGCAAUGAGGAGGAUACGAGACAACUUGCCUCCAAGGUUAAAGGACACCCAUAAGGUUUCAUCUGUCCUGAGAGGGUUUUUAGACUUGAUGUUGGUGAGAGAACCUUCGCAGCGAGCUACUGCACAGGAACUACUGCGCCAUCCAUUACUGAAACUGUCUGGACCUUCUUCCUGCAUUGUGCCCCUGAUGAGGCAGUACAGGCACCGCUGACAAGGAGCAGAAUUUUCAGCUGUGAAAAGUGACUUAAUAGAGUGAAACCCUUAAAAACAGCCAAAGCUUAGCUGCUUAAACACAUUGGCUACAAUCAGAGAGAUAAAUGUUCAUCAGUUUUGCUUUUAUGCAAAAAGCACAUAAUCUAACUACAGUAAGAUUAAGAAGACUGUGCCCUCUUUCGGAAUUGAUAAAAACGGGAUCCAUUGAGGUAGCCGUAUAUUAUAGUAUUUCUAUAUCCAGAGAUGUUAAGGGUUGACUUCUAACACUGAGUGUCUUAGCUGUUGGCUUCUAACACUUUUGGAGGUCCGCUUCUUUUGGAAGUCAAGUAAUCUGCCUUCCAGACAACGCAAGAGCUGAAUUCCAUGAAGCUCCACUGCCCCUGUCACAAUAAUAAAUUACAGCAUAUUCGAGACUCAUCCUCAGAGUCUUACUUAAUGGGAAUUGUAUGGAGGUUUUGUACAUCUAGAAGGACUGGCUUGGUUUUAAAAAAAAAGCACUUUUCUCUUCUAACACUAGCAGUAUGAUAUAUUUAGAUCAACUGUAAUUUUAUGUACAGUUUUUGAUAAUUUGCAGUAUUUUGUUGUGAUGUAACCAGUGUGAUAUGAACAGUAUUAAAUAUAAUUUAACUAGAAUUUCGGCAAAGAUCUUUCCUACUAUUUAUAAUCCCUUUUUAAAAAUAUAAGAAAGCCUAUACAGGAAAUAAAACUAACCCUAAACUACAGUGUGAGAAAGUGUGUAUCGAUAACUAGACUGUAUUUCUGAAGAUGCAAACAAAAUUAUUUAUACACUGAGGAAAAUUUGUCAAUUAAAAAAAGAGGGUAAUGCCAGAUUUUUGUAUACUAUUUAUAGUAUGAUUUAUUUUUUGAAUAACUGAAGAUUUAUUUUUCAGUAAGUUUGCCUUUUUAGUUUUAAGAUUUAAAUGGGCAAUUGUGUUGGUUACUUUACAUAAGCAAGCAAUAUUUACUAAUUCAAUCACCUCUUUUGUCUUUAUAUUAAUAUCAAAGGUAAUGUGUAAUGAUAGUGCUUUUCAGAAAUCAAACUGGAGCUAUAAAAUAUGUGCAAGACUUUUUUUUUUUGUAUAUACCAUAGUAUAAAAAGUAAAUAACAAUCUGAUAUGGUCUUAUCUGUUUAACUGUAGGCAGUAGUUACACUCAGUGACACUCAGUUUUAUUUGAGGUAUUAUUCAAUCACUGUCAAUAGAAAAUAGUUCAGUUACUGUAUCACAAAUAAAAAGCACUAUGAAAAAAAGGAGUGAUUUGAAAAUACCAAACCCUGAAGAUUUUUAACAUGCUUUGACUUCUGCCCGGUGUAUAAUCUCUAUUUAAUUCAUUGUUGUGCUCCUGGAGCUGUGUCAGUGUACUUGAUGAAUCAGGUCUAAUGUCAAUUACUUUCUUGUUUGUUUGUUUUAGUUAUAAUUUUAUUGUGUAAAUAUGAACACAUUAACAAGUGUGCUGCUGCCUAAACCUUGAUGAAUGUUAAAACUUGAACGACUACUAAAUAAAUGUGCUGUUGCUUGUUGAGUGAACUCUUGCGUUUUUGUUAUUAGUAAAUCUGGAUUUGGUCUGUCAGCGUUAUAUAAAGAUUACAGAGACAGGACACUGACUCAUUCAGAAUUGUUAUAACUCAGUGCUUUAUUAAUUUUUUUAAAAAUAACCGUUUUGUUUAAUACGUUGAAAAUACACAUCAAAUGAUUCUUAUCAUAUGAGUAACAAGUUAGCAUAGCUCUUAGUGAAGGAAUCACUGGACUAACCUAAUACCUUGUUUUAAAAUCCUCUAAUGACAGAAGACCGAUAUAUUGUGCUUGUUGCAAUUGAGAACAUUUUAAAACCAAAACUGCAGUCUAUGUGGAAGAGCUCAAUUUGUUGCCUUUCAAACUGUCCUGUACUGUCAGUACGUAACUUUUAGUUCAUUGUAAUUCACCCAGUGUUUUUAACUGACAGUGUUGGACAUUUAAUGCAGUGCUAUUAACAUUAAAUACAUGCAAUGAGUGAUAAUAGUUUUCAUUAUUUGGUCCUUUUUAAAAACUGCUAUAAGGAUAGUGACACCAUAAUUACAAUUCAGUCUUAAUUACAAUUCAGUCUUAAGGUAUGUUGUUUGUUAUUAGUUUUGUUGAAAUAAAUGUUUUUUUCCAUCACAAAAUGUUCUAUUGACACACUCAACUGUGCGCUGUAGAUAUUAUUUGAGGUUUUAUAUAUAUAUAUAUAUAUAUAUAUCCCACUACUACUUUGUGGUAGUGACAUUGUCCCGGCUUCCUUUAUGAGUUUUCCUGAUACAAAACCGACCAGUGGUAGGAACAGCCUUUUCUGGCUGCCUUGUACUGCAGGCAUAUGAAGCCCUUCCCAGUAACCCUUGCUAUGCCAAGUUGCUUUUUUGACAUCAUACUAUCAACCUAAUAUAAUAUUGCAGAUAGAAACAAAGGGUGUUAAAUAAUGAUGCUAAAAGCUUGCUUAGCAGUUCCAAAACCCAGCUCUAACAACCUUGGGCUAAGUUGACUUUCAUGGUUCACAGAAGCUUGCAGCAGUUUAACAUACUGUACAGCUGGUUGCAUGUUGACACA
Messenger RNA from Acipenser ruthenus (sterlet), 5050 nucleotides. RefSeq names its product serine/threonine-protein kinase PAK 5-like. The record is from RefSeq and is a predicted model, not a curated record. The coding region runs from base 244 to 2490 and encodes 748 amino acids. Gene Ontology annotation, cellular component: cytoplasm. The transcript is spliced from 11 exons. Gene Ontology annotation, molecular function: protein serine/threonine kinase activity; ATP binding. Lineage: Eukaryota; Metazoa; Chordata; Actinopteri; Acipenseriformes; Acipenseridae. Gene Ontology annotation, biological process: regulation of MAPK cascade; apoptotic process; cytoskeleton organization.